UAUACCUUGCGUGCAAACACCACCUGUCACGGAUAUAUGUAUAUCUGAAUGACGCAUAGAUGUUGAGACGAUCCUAACGGUAAAACUAGCCUGUUAAGCAAAGACUACGAAUCGAACCUUUUCUCCGGUGGCUCAUCAUAUCAGACAUGUCGGUUUAUAUCACGCUGCUGUGAACGACGCUUCAAGAACCCGAGUGCAAAAGAACUUGGCGCCAUUGCAAUAAAACUGACAUGCCUUGAAGAGACUUGUAGAGCCUAGCAAAGGAAACAUAAAAAACAGGCAGACAGACAUACAGACAAGCAAAAAUCUACCGUUUUCCCGGAGGCAUCAUCAGUUUUCAUAAGUCAGGAAACACCUGUCGGUCUGAGUCAAAAAUAGCUCCCGCGUCACGUGGUAUGAACAGGCUACUGAUCAUGCGCUUGUCUGUGAAUGACGCAUGGGUGCUGAGACGAUCCCUUCAAUCUAAGAGCUACAGGUGAAUAGAGAGGGCUGGCCAGGUGGGGUCAUAUCGGGUUCUGUUUCCGGUAACAAUAGUCAGCAACAAGAUGGGGAGUCAUAUGUUAACAUUUGAACACCUUCUUGCGAAGGAAACAUCAUCGGUCAUCAUGAGUUUACAGAAGUGUAACACAAGUAGAAUAUUGAGGAGAGGAUUGGUGCUUCUGAUUGUGUUGACCUUGGUAAUGUUGUACAUUAGUUUGUACAAACUGUCCUCGUAUGCAGAUCCACGGUUUCACCCCAAAACGCCUCGAAGUUUCGACAAGAACACAGCAAAAAUAUUCAUCAAAGAAUUCUUGGUAGCAACUUCAAGAUGGUCCGGGAGCGAAAAAGCCGAUUCUACCAAUCAGACUUCUGUGCAGAACAACAAACUAUCAGGAACUAUAAUUGCGCCACAGAACGGUAGUAAAAAACGUUUUAACAGUGCCGAGGUUAAAAACAUGAGAAAACACAUCCUCAAGUUUUACAACCCGGAUAGGGACCUGACGCUAAGGAAGUCCGGACUACGGGUUGGGCAACAGUUGAGAUAUGAAAUGAAAUGGGGUAAUAAGACUUCACUUAACGUUACCAAAGAUUUCUUGAAGUUAAUUCCAGAAGAAUCACCUCUGAAGGAUCGCCACUUUUACACCUGCGCAGUCGUAGGCAACUCUGGUAUCCUACUGAACAGUAGCUGUGGUCAAGAAAUCGACUCUAUGGACUUCGUCAUUCGGUGUAACCUGCCUCAAAUCGAAGGUUAUGAGAAAGAUGUCGGCUCCAAGGCAAACUUGACCACAAUGAACCCAUCUGUGAUCGGGCAACACUUCGGCCAAUGGGACAACAAAACGACGGAUGAUUAUGAUCGCUUGUUACGCCGUCUGGAUCAAGUUGGCGACCAGAUCUUGUACAUACCCACAUUAACGUCUUCGGUCGGAGAUCAGUGGGUAAGCGCAAUCAUACAGAUCCUUCUUCAGCACAAACUAACGAUGAAGACUCCUUUUCCACCGGCGAGGAUUAACACUGUUGUGAAAUCAAUUUGGAGAAAGGCUGGGUUUAAGAUUCUCGCGCUCCGUCCGUCCACGGGAGCUCACAUGUACACCCUGGCUGCCACCAUCUGCGACCAGAUCCACAUGUACGGCUUCUAUCCGUUCAGCGAGGACACACGAGGCAGGGCGCUGCGGUACCACUAUUACGACACGAAUACUGAGAUGAUCGGCAAUAAGACUCACAGCAUGCCAGAGGAAUUUAGGACACUUCGGCAGCUCCACAUGCGGGGUGCAUUGGUACUGCAUACAGAACCAUGUCGUUGAUGCUUAGAUUUUCUUUUCGAUUAUGAAUCCCAAUUAUUGGGCAUCUACAUAUUCAAGUGCUGUAAUGUAUGAAUAAUACUUGGCUGUCAGAUGUUGUGUUCUCGGAUGUCGACCAAUGUAAGGUGAGGUGUCCCCCACUAGCCUUGGAUCGUAUGUAAUAUUGUGCGUCAACUUGUAUAAGUUUUCUCUUUACGUCUUUUUGUUCCGCCGCACAGUAAAUAUUCAGAUUGGACUUUUUCACAUAUCUGACUGCUGCAUUGGGUUGGUUAUUUUACAUGGAAGUGCCCAUUGAUGAGAUUAUGACAUCCUGAAUUUGCUUGUUAGUUUUUCAUUGUCUUGAAUGCAGAUCAAAAUUGAACAUUUAAUACCCAUAUCUUGAGUUUUUU
Messenger RNA from Branchiostoma floridae (Florida lancelet), 2167 nucleotides. RefSeq names its product CMP-N-acetylneuraminate-poly-alpha-2,8-sialyltransferase-like. Lineage: Eukaryota; Metazoa; Chordata; Leptocardii; Amphioxiformes; Branchiostomatidae. The coding region runs from base 546 to 1781 and encodes 411 amino acids. Gene Ontology annotation, molecular function: alpha-N-acetylneuraminate alpha-2,8-sialyltransferase activity. The transcript is spliced from 4 exons. Gene Ontology annotation, biological process: N-glycan processing; oligosaccharide metabolic process. The record is from RefSeq and is a predicted model, not a curated record.